This is a messenger RNA of Trichobilharzia regenti, 1407 nucleotides long. The record is from the annotation of a GenBank genome assembly. NCBI's taxonomy places the organism in Eukaryota, Metazoa, Platyhelminthes, Trematoda, Strigeidida, Schistosomatidae.
GCUGUAUUUGCGUGGUUGUGUUUGCGUCGUUUGCCAGCAUAUGUGAUUACUGUAAACGUGUAUGAAACUAUUGUAACGCUUUGUUUUUCUUUGUUUGUGCAUGUACUAGGCAUUAUUUGUCGUACAAUUCGUUGUUUGGUCUAUUGGUUGCUUGCGAUGUCAACGAACCGGUGGGUUCUUGUGUUUUUCUGUAAUUUAGGUUAUACGUGCGGCAUUUUCUUGAUGGUUAUCGAUCAUCCCUGUAUUUCAAUGUUGUUUUUUUACGAUUUAUGUUGGAAUAGUUGUGACAUAGAUGGAUCCUAAUUGAUAACUUUAUUUUAGUCCGUUGCAGGUAGUCAAUUCGAGUGACAGGAGCACAGAUUUAAGUGGAAUUUUUGCUGAAUACAUACUUGGAAAGCGUUUCUUCAGCUGGGAUGAAUUUGAGAAGUCAUUAGCAGAAUUUCAAAAAUUAUCCUACACUCACUAUGUUCAUAAUUGCAGCAAAACGAUGCCGGAUGCCAGGUUUAAGUACGCUUAUGUUGGUUUUAAAUGCACUUUUGGAGUGAAUCGUACAAGACGUGGAUUGAAAUUGAAAAACAAGUCGUCUAAAUGUUGCAAUUGCUCGUCUUCAUUUCGCGUGGUUUUGCAUCAUAGUGAAUACAUAAUUGCUUCCCACAAUAUGGUGCAUAACCAUCCAUGCAGCAGGGUGUACAUGCAGAAUGACCCAUGGUAUAGACGACUAACAGUUGAAGAGAAAGAAAAUAUUGAACCACUUCUUCAGCAAUCCCACUCAUCCGAUGAAAUAAUAAUGCAUGUUAAGGAGAAGUACAACAAGGAUAUAACUCGCAUUGACGUUAAAAAUAUGAAAGCCGCAGUGAAUAAAGGUAUUUCGAGUCGUCGUGACAUUUUUGAAUUCCUAAAAUCCCGUGGGAAGUUAAUGGAGUAUUAUUCCGAUGAACCGAUCAGGAAUUCACUAACAAGAAUUUGUUUUGCAACUUAUGAGCAAAUGGAAUUGUAUAAACAGUUCCCUGAAGUUGUUGGUAUCGACUCGACGUAUAAUACGAAUAAGGGGAAACAAGAAAUCCCAUUGUGAAGAACUACUUAUGCCGUCUAGUGCAGUGUAAAAGGAGAUCAGAAUUUAAUUUCUACUUCAGAGUUAUUAGCAGAUUGGACGCUAAUGUCAGUCAAUACCUACAACGUCGUUGGAUGCAUCGACGAGAAUUGUGGGCGGCCUGUUUCAGAGAUAACGUGCUGACUUUUGGGAACGAUACAAAUAAUCGUGUCGAGAGUUCCCACAAGCAGAUGAAACGGUUUUUGCAAAGAUCUGAUAGUCUGCAUAAAAGUAUGCUAAAGGUGUAUAAAUGGCAUAAACGAAGUUUUUCAAUAAUACAGCAGGAGGCGAAUAUUGCUCAAUCACGAUGCUUCACG